AUGGCGAUACCUUUGGCUAAUUUUGGCAAGGCAUACGCUAGUUCACUGGAUGCCCGACCCAUCUUGACCAAGAGUGUUACGGCGGGCUGUAUUUUUGCAGUCUCAGACUACCUGGCACAGCGAUUGGAAUCAUCCGGAAGUCGCGAACGAAAAAUCAAUCCUACCAGGCUGCUCACAUCAGCCGCCGUCGGAUUGUUUUACUUCGGACCCGCCGCACACGCGUGGUACAAUAUGAUAUUCCAACUGCUUCCAGGGACUUCCCUUGUUUCGACGCUACAGAAAGCUGUCAUGGGACAGUUGUUCUUCGGACCAUCAUUUACAUGCAUCUUUUUCGCGACGAGCUUGAUGCAAUCAGGAAAUUUUACAAUCGCGAAUUGGCUGCGGAAGAUUCGGCAAGAUUUGCCCGGAGCAUGGCUGGCAGGGGCUAGCUUUUGGCCUCUGGUGGAUCUGGUCAGCUUUUCAAUGAUUUCGAAGGAAUGGAUUCCGCUAUUCGUAAAUAUGUGCUCGUUGGUCUGGACAAUUUAUCUAUCCAGUAUUGCUAAUCGGGGAAGCAAGUCAAGCUAG
Messenger RNA from Phaeodactylum tricornutum CCAP 1055/1, 564 nucleotides. RefSeq lists its product with no specific name. The record is from RefSeq and is a predicted model, not a curated record. The transcript has a single exon. Lineage: Eukaryota; Bacillariophyta; Bacillariophyceae; Surirellales; Neidiaceae. Gene Ontology annotation, cellular component: membrane; cytoplasm. The coding region runs from base 1 to 564 and encodes 187 amino acids.